AUGUGUGGCAGGUUCCUGUGCCAGCUGUUGGCUGAGGGGAGCCAGCAUUCCACCCCUGUGGGGCGUCUCCUGCUUCCUGUGCUCCUGGGAUUCCGACUUGUGCUGCUAGCUGCCAAUGGGCCUGGAGUCUAUAGCGAUGAUCAGAGUGAAUUCGUGUGUCACACCCAGCAGACAGGCUGCAAGGCUGCCUGUUAUGAUGCCUUCCACCCUCUCUCUCCACUGCGCUUCUGGGCCUUCCAAGUCAUCCUGAUGGCUGUACCCAGUGCCUUCUAUGUGGGUUUCACCUUGUAUCAUGUGACUGGGCACUGGGAAGAAUCAGAGAAGGUGAAGAAGGAGGAAGGAAUCCAUAAGGUGGAAAGCAGCAGGGGUGUCUCAGGGUCUGGAAGCCGCCAGCUGCUCUGGGCCUAUGUGGCACAGCUGGGGGCUCGGUUGGUCCUUGAGGGAGCAUCUCUGGGGGUGCAGUACCAUCUUUAUGGGUUUGAGAUGCCCAGCUCCUUUGUAUGUCGCCGAGAGCCUUGUCUUGGUAGUACUACCUGCACUCUUUCCCGCCCUGCUGAGAAGUCCAUCUUCCUGAAGACCAUGUUUGCGGUCAGUGGACUCUGUCUCUUGUUUACUUUUUUGGAGCUUGUGCUUCUGGGUUUGUGGAGAUGGUGGAGGACCCAAAAGCACAAAUCUUCCUCUUCUAACUACUUCCCAACUCCAGAGAGCACCUCAAGACACAAGGAACUAACUGAUAAGCUCCCACGAAUGGAAACUAAAGAGCAGUUUCGAGAAGCAGGUAAGAAGGACCCUAGAGACCCUCUCCAUGCCCCCUGGCGUCUCUGUUCUGAUGAUCUCUACUCAGGCCAGGACCUUCAUCCUCUUGGAUGCACAAAUUCCACACGUUACAAAGUAGAUAACCGGUUUCCAGGCAGAUAUGUUCUGACCACUGCCUUCAACCCAUCUUCCAAUACUCAUCUCCAUCAAUUGGAUGGUUCCUUCCAGUGA
Castor canadensis (American beaver) is the source of this 987-nucleotide messenger RNA. It is a transcript of the gene Gjc3, whose product is annotated as gap junction protein gamma 3. The record is from RefSeq and is a predicted model, not a curated record. Gene Ontology annotation, biological process: cell-cell signaling. Lineage: Eukaryota; Metazoa; Chordata; Mammalia; Rodentia; Castoridae. Gene Ontology annotation, cellular component: connexin complex. Gene Ontology annotation, molecular function: gap junction channel activity.